CACUGUGGGGCCUGGGCUCGGUGGGAGGAUGUCCCCGAGCGUGGCGACUCCUGCGCGGGCUGCAAGGUCCGUUUGAAUCCCGGGGGACCCGUGAGCGGAGAGUCGGGGGCGCUGACUGCUUGGAUGACGGGUCGCGCAGUGGGGGGUGGCCGGGGGUCGGGGAAGAGUCCUGGGAAUCACUCGGGGAGGGAGGCAGGCCGGGAGCGGGCGGCAGAGCGGCGGCAGAAGAUGUGCGCGCGGAGGCUGUGAAGUGUCAUUCAGGAAGACGCGAGAGCCGCUGCUCAGAGUGGAAAGCGACCGUGCUGGCGGCCGAGGAGAUUGUCUGUGUUGGAAGUACUCCUUUACCAGGGACGAGCCUUCCAUCCACCGCAAGGCGGUUUAAGAAAUUGGAGGACUAUGCAAGCAAUCCUCGGUUGCAGAGGACGGAGGAGUUGCCUGGUUCGCCUUCCUUCCACCGAUCUGCAGACCUGGUGUCACCCAUGUGUUCUUGAGAAGAUCGCCCACCUGCCUGUCUCUCCCUGUUCACUGCACAAGACUGCCCGUUAGCCCAGGGUAGAGCCUGAGGUUUGCUUUUGCAGCAAUGGGAGAGAAUGGGAGGAGGAUGACCGGGAAAGAGCAUAGAGAACGGAUGUGGUUUUGGGAACGCCAUAUUAAAAUCCAACUUCUCCCGGAGGGUCUUGCUAACUUGCUAAACUGCCCAGGCGUGGCUGAAACUUGCCGUCCUCUUACUUCAGCUUCUCAGAGUGUUGGGAUUGCAGGAGUCAGCAGUAGCCUUCCUUGAAGAACUGCCUUUCCCAUUUGUUGCCUGGAGUUAACGUUGUUUCCGGCUGGCAGAAUCAGGGACAUGCCAGCACCAGCGGGAUGAGUGGGUGCUCCAGUGGGGAUGUGGUCGCUGACGGCCAGUGAGGACGAGAGCACCACGGCCCACUUCUUCCUUGGAGCUGGAGAUGAGGGGCUGGGCACCCGUGGGACAGGCAUGAGGACAGAAGAGAGUGACAGUGAGCUACUUGAGGAUGAGGAAGAUGAAGUGCCUCCUGAACCUCAGAUCAUUGUUGGCAUCUGUGCCAUGACCAAGAAAUCCAAGUCCAAGCCAAUGACCCAAAUCCUAGAGCGGCUCUGUAGAUUUGACUACCUGACUGUUAUCAUCCUGGGAGAAGAUGUGAUCCUCAAUGAACCUGUGGAGAACUGGCCAUCCUGCCACUGCCUCAUCUCUUUCCACUCCAAAGGCUUUCCCCUGGACAAAGCUGUUGCUUACUCCAAGCUUCGAAACCCCUUUCUUAUCAAUGAUCUGGCCAUGCAGUAUUACAUCCAAGACAGGAGGGAGGUGUACCGGAUCCUGCAGGAGGAGGGUAUUGAUCUGCCUCGAUAUGCUGUGCUCAACCGUGACCCUGCCCGGCCCGAGGAGUGCAACUUGAUAGAAGGUGAAGACCAGGUCGAGGUCAAUGGUGCCGUCUUCCCCAAGCCCUUUGUGGAGAAGCCAGUGAGUGCAGAGGACCACAAUGUUUACAUCUACUACCCCAGCUCAGCUGGAGGAGGGAGCCAGCGCCUCUUCCGUAAGAUUGGCAGCCGAAGCAGCGUUUAUUCUCCUGAGAGCAGCGUCCGAAAGACAGGGUCAUACAUCUAUGAGGAGUUUAUGCCAACAGAUGGCACAGAUGUCAAGGUGUACACAGUGGGGCCAGAUUAUGCCCAUGCUGAAGCUAGGAAAUCUCCAGCUUUGGAUGGGAAGGUGGAACGAGACAGUGAGGGGAAAGAGGUUCGAUACCCAGUCAUGCUGACUGCCAUGGAAAAGUUGGUGGCCAGGAAAGUCUGUGUAGCUUUCAAGCAAACAGUUUGUGGCUUUGACCUGCUUCGGGCCAAUGGUCACUCCUUUGUGUGUGAUGUCAAUGGCUUCAGUUUUGUCAAGAAUUCAAUGAAAUACUAUGAUGACUGUGCCAAGAUUCUGGGAAACACCAUCAUGCGAGAGCUCGCUCCACAGUUCCAGAUCCCAUGGUCCAUCCCCACAGAAGCAGAGGAUAUUCCCAUUGUCCCUACCACCUCUGGCACUAUGAUGGAACUCCGUUGUGUCAUUGCAAUUAUCCGUCAUGGGGACCGCACCCCCAAGCAGAAGAUGAAAAUGGAGGUGACACACCCAAGGUUUUUCACUUUAUUUGAAAAAUAUGGUGGAUACAAGACUGGGAAAUUAAAACUCAAGCGACCUGAGCAACUCCAGGAGGUUCUGGACAUCACAAGGCUGUUGUUGGCUGAACUGGAGAAAGAGCCAAGUGGUGAGAUCGAGGAGAAGACCGGGAAGCUAGAGCAGCUGAAGUCCGUGUUGGAGAUGUACGGCCACUUCUCAGGUAUCAACCGGAAGGUGCAGCUGACUUACUACCCUCAUGGAGUGAAAGCUUCCAAUGAGGGGCAAGAUCCGCAGAGGGUGGCUCUAGCCCCGUCCCUGCUGCUGGUGCUGAAGUGGGGUGGAGAGCUGACUCCGGAUGGCCGUGUUCAGGCUGAGGAGCUGGGACGAGCUUUUCGCUGCAUGUACCCUGGAGGGCAGGGUGACUAUGCUGGCUUUCCUGGUUGUGGGCUGCUUCGUCUUCAUAGCACUUUCCGCCAUGACCUCAAGAUCUAUGCCUCUGAUGAGGGCCGUGUCCAGAUGACUGCUGCCGCCUUUGCCAAGGGCCUGCUGGCUCUAGAAGGGGAGCUGACGCCCAUUUUGGUACAAAUGGUGAAGAGUGCCAACAUGAAUGGGCUCCUGGACAGUGACGGGGAGUCCUUGAGCAGCUGCCAGCACCGGGUGAAGGCUCGGCUCCAUCACAUUCUGCAGCAGGAUGCGCCCUUUGGCCCCGAGGACUAUGGCCAGUUGGCUCCCACUGGAAGCACUUCCCUGCUUAACUCCAUGACUGUCAUUCAGAACCCUGUGAAAGUCUGUGAUCAGGUAUUUGCCCUGAUUGAAAACCUCACCCACCAGAUCCGGGAGCGGAUGCAGGACCCCAAAUCUGUAGACCUGCAGCUCUACCACAGUGAGACCCUAGAGCUCAUGCUGCAGCGCUGGAGCAAGCUGGAGCGUGACUUUCGGCAGAAGAGUGGGCGCUACGAUAUCAGUAAGAUCCCCGACAUCUACGACUGUGUCAAGUACGACGUGCAGCACAAUGGUAGCCUGGGCCUCCAGGGCACAGCUGAGCUGCUGCGCCUCUCCAAGGCACUGGCGGAUGUGGUCAUUCCUCAGGAGUACGGGAUCAGUCAGGAGGAGAAGCUGGAAAUUGCCGUGGGCUUCUGUCUCCCACUGUUGCGCAAGAUACUGCUUGACCUGCAGAGAACCCACGAGGAUGAGUCUGUCAACAAGCUGCACCCCCUGUACUCCCGCGGGGUGCUCUCCCCAGGCCGCCACGUUCGAACACGGCUCUAUUUUACCAGCGAGAGCCACGUCCACUCCCUACUCAGCGUCUUUCGUUAUGGGGGGCUCCUCGAUGAGACCCAAGACACACAGUGGCAGCGAGCUUUGGCUUACCUGAGCGCCAUCUCAGAGCUCAACUACAUGACCCAGAUUGUUAUCAUGCUUUAUGAGGAUAACACGCAGGAUCCCCUGUCAGAGGAGCGGUUCCACGUGGAGCUGCAUUUCAGCCCUGGCGUAAAAGGUGUUGAGGAAGAAGGCAGCGCCCCAGCUGGCUGUGGAUUCCGCCCGGCCUCUUCCGAGAAUGAGGAGAUGAAAACAGACCAAGGCAGCAUGGAGAACCUGUGCCCAGGGAAGGCGGCAGAUGAGCCAGACCGGGCGCUGCAGACUUCACCCCAGCCGCCCGAGGGCCCUGGGCUCCCGCGGAGAUCACCCCUCAUUCGUAACCGCAAAGCCGGCUCUAUGGAGGUCAUGAACAUGCAGUGCACGGGGAGCCUGGACCUGAUCCCUUUGAGGGGACGGCGCCGCAGGCGGUCAGGAGACCUCCCCCGGCCUUCCCCAGCCAUCGGCCUACAGCCCCGGGCUGUGUCCACCACGCACCUGGCGUGCUGCACACAGGUGCUUUCUGAAACUUCCUCCUCGAGGCCUGGUGGCUACCGGCUCUUCUCCUCCUCACGGCCACCAGCGGAGAUGAAGCAGAGUGGCCUAGGCUCGCAGUGCACAGGGCUGUUCAGCACCACGGUGCUGGGCGGCUCCUCCAGCGCCCCGAAUCUUCAGGACUACGCCCGCAGCCAUGGCAAAAAGCUCUCGCCUGCCAGUCUGAAGCACCGAGAUGAGCUCUUGUUUGUCCCGGCCGUAAAACGAUUUUCUGUGUCGUUUGCAAAGCAUCCGACUAACGGAUUUGAAGGGUGCUCCAUGGUGCCUACCAUAUACCCCCUGGAAACACUGCAUAAUGCUCUUUCCUUGCGUCAAGUGAGCGAAUUCUUAAGCAGAGUCUGCCAGCGCCACACAGAGGCCCAUGCACAGGCAUCUGCAGCCCUCUUUGACUCUAUGCGCAGCAGCCAGGCCUCCGAGGGCCCAUUUUCCCCGCCCCGCGGUCUUCAUUCACCCCCGCUGCAGCUCCAGCAGCGCUCUGAGAAGCCUCCAUGGUAUAGCAGUGGCCCUUCCAGUACUGUGUCCAGUGCUGGUCCUUCCUCCCCCACUGCUGUGGAUAGCAACUCCCAUUUUGGCUUCAGUGACCAACCCUCCCUACGUACACAUGUGACGGAAGAGAGCCAAGGACUUGAGCUGCUCCAGGAGGCCCCCAGAAAUAGAACACAAGAGCUCCCCAUAGGAGGGCAGCAAGAGCCUUUUGAACCAAACCAACCCCCACAGGAGUCACCUGUGGAAACCAGCAAGCCGGGAGGCCAGGAGAUUUCUGAGGUCAGCCAGUCAUGCCAGAAGAGCCAUGACUCUGUUAACCAUACAUGCCAGCCAUGCCAGAAGGCCAGCCAACUGUGCCAGGAAGCCUCUGAGGAAAUUUGGCAGCUUUGCCGGGAGAACCCUGAGGAAGUCAGCCAGCCAAGCCAGGGGGUCCCUGCGGAGACCGGCAGGCUGGUCCACGGGCUCCCUGUAGGGGUUAGGGGCCUGGUCCAGGAAACCCUUGUAGAAGUUGACAGGCCAAACCAAGAAAUCCCUAAAGAGUAUAGCCAGCCAUGCCGGGAGUUCUCUGUAGAGGUUGGCAGGUUGGCCCAAGAGGUUUCUGCGGUCAGUCUGUCACCUCGAGACAUCCUUGAGGUUAAUAAACCAUCCCAAGAGCUCCUUGGCAAGAUUGAUUUGGAGGCCCAGGAAGUCCCCGAGGAGAUUAGUCAGCAGUCUCGGGUGGUCCCUGAGGUGAUCCAUCAGCUGCCUAGAGAGGAUGUUCCCCAAGCCCUGUAUCUGCAAAGUGACCCAAACCCUCAAAGCCAGUCUCCAGCCCAUGACCAGCACUCACCCCUUUCACCAGCAACAUGUAAUCAACCAUUUUCUUACUAGUGGUGUCUCACUGCACCAGCCAUUUGUGCCAGCAGCCUUUUCUGUUGGCUCUCAUCAGCCAGAGAGAGGAGUGCCCCUCCAUAGAGGUGUCUGAGAAAGCAGGCCUCUUGGCAUGAAGCACAACUUGUGCCAGGGCUGCAUGUGGCAAAGGUUAGUUUCAUGUGCAAAACAACCUUUGGCUCCUUGCUUAGCCAUUCUACUGGAAUGGGAUUUUCUUAGGAUAGCUGAUCUGUCAUUACCUAACCUACUCUGAGCACCACAGGAAAUUCCAGAUUGUUAAAGGAAAUGGCACUUAACUGCUAAAGACCAGCAAGGGGCCAGUAGAGGCCAGCAAGUAUGAAAGGGGACUGCAGGGUCUUUAUACAGGAAAAUAUCCACCACAUCUCAAGGUACCCUUUAAAUCAUGUAUGCCAGGGUCAGGGAGACUGUGGUCUUUACUAGUACUCCUCAGGCAGAGCCAAGAUGGCCAUCUGAAAUGUCUGGAAAACAGUUCCCUUCCCAGACAAAUGUCUGUCAUAGCCACUACUCUUAGACUGAGCUUACGGGUGUUUCUCCAGGUGCCCCUGCGCCCCAGUCCUGCUCCUCUGAGCAAGUGCUCUAGGGAAAAGUAGUCAGUAGUUUGCUGAGCAGCUUCAGAGUGACUCCUGACUAUGCUCUGGGGAGUCCUGGCCAUGCUCUGAAGCUGGGCCCUCUUUGCUGUGGGGCUUUUGGGCCUAGGAGAUACUGUCGUAGACAGAAUCAGGUUCUAUUUUAAGAGAUUAGCAGAGAUCAAUAUUAUGAAGACUAGAAUAUAUAUAUUUCCGUAGUUUGCCAGGGACAAGGCACAGACUGGCCAAAGACCAAACACUCCAGAGUCCCCAAGAAGUUUGUUUCAUAUCAUGCGUCUUUAGGACCCAGAUGUGAUUCUGAAGCUUUUCCCAAAGAUCUGGGGAUAGGAGUGGGGGUAGGUAGAAGGGGUAAUACAGUCAUUAGAGUUGGGGGCCGGAACAUUUUGAGUGCUCAAUAAAUAUGAAACAAUCAGA
This is a messenger RNA of Chinchilla lanigera (long-tailed chinchilla), 6405 nucleotides long. It is a transcript of the gene Ppip5k1, whose product is annotated as diphosphoinositol pentakisphosphate kinase 1. Gene Ontology annotation, molecular function: 5-diphosphoinositol pentakisphosphate 1-kinase activity; inositol hexakisphosphate kinase activity; diphosphoinositol pentakisphosphate kinase activity. The record is from RefSeq and is a predicted model, not a curated record. Bases 884 to 5383 code for a protein of 1499 amino acids. Gene Ontology annotation, cellular component: cytosol. The transcript is spliced from 33 exons. Gene Ontology annotation, biological process: inositol metabolic process; inositol phosphate biosynthetic process. Lineage: Eukaryota; Metazoa; Chordata; Mammalia; Rodentia; Chinchillidae.